This is a messenger RNA of Mytilinidion resinicola, 1770 nucleotides long. RefSeq lists its product as uncharacterized. Bases 69 to 1454 code for a protein of 461 amino acids. The transcript has 3 exons. Lineage: Eukaryota; Fungi; Ascomycota; Dothideomycetes; Mytilinidiales; Mytilinidiaceae. Gene Ontology annotation, molecular function: ubiquitin-protein transferase activity. The record is from RefSeq and is a predicted model, not a curated record. Gene Ontology annotation, cellular component: SUMO-targeted ubiquitin ligase complex.
CAGCGUGACAAAUCCAACGAGCGCGCAUGUCGCUUUCCUCACUUUCAUCUUUGUUCUGAUGGGAUGGAAUGACAUGCGCCGCUCGUGGUAAUCGACGCCCGAACCCUUGCCACCACCAAACCCGCUGUACACAACAACUCAGCAGUCCGUGGACACAAACGCACCGACACCCGCCUCCUCCUGUAAUUUGGCCCGAUCUAGCUCCUACUCGCGCCAACCUCUCUUCAACCUUGGGCCUCAUCGAACCGCUGCAGAGCAUGGACGACGACUCGUACUACGGUUGCUCGCACAGACAUAAGAGGACUCGGAAUCACAUGGACGGCGAAAGGUCGUCCUCUUCUUGGAGUAGCAGCCCAUUCCUACGCGUCCGCUCCACCUCAGAGGAGUCCAGUUCAAACCCACGCCCGCCUCAACGCCGCCUCCCAGAAUUCGACCGCCUCACGGGAAUCGAGCUCCCUCGCAUACACAGAGAGAGAUACGCAGGAGACGGCAUGGACUUCAGGCGACCGGUUGCUUCGACAUCACGCAAUGCGGAUAUGGACGUCAUUGAUCUAACAGCGGACGAUGCGGGGCCUUCUCGACCACCAGAGCCCAUAGAAACGGCCUCUAUUCGUGCUUCACGGCCCCCGCGCUAUCACCGAGAGAUUAUUGACGUCGAACAUCUGGAUGACGUGCCCGGGCAAUCAUCCUCCUAUCGACCAGAGAAUACCUCACAAGUACCAGCGAGCCCGGAUGUGGAGUUUGUCUCUGCGCGCACGAUCGAUCCACCGCGCCGACACCUUCCGAAUCCCAAUCUCCGCCAUGCCGAUAUCGAUCUAACAGACGACAACAUGCUCCGAGCACUUGGGCGUCACGAGCAUGAUGAACGGGAUGAUCCUUUCAGAACGGGGGCGUUGGACUUGGCAUAUGGACGACGAAUGGGAAACAUAAUGAGGAUGGAAAGCUUGCGGCAAGGCUUUGUUGGGGCGUUGGCAGGAGGAGAGUUGUGGCGAGUUAUGGGGAUGGGCGGUGCGGUGCGUGCGCCUGAGCUGCGGACUGGUGGACGUCCGCGGAACAUCAUUCAGUUUGCUGCGCCAGAUUUGAACUUUGCGGCGGUGGGUUUCGACAUGGGCCUAGAGAGGGAACGUCCACCACCACCGCCACCAACGUACAAGAAGCCCGACCCAGCGCCGAAAGGCUUUACGAGAUCGCCAGUGGAAGACGAAAUUCUGAUAUGCCCGAAUUGCAAGGACGAACUGUGUACUGGGGACUCGGAUCUCAAGAAACAGGUCUGGCUUGUGAAAGGAUGUGGUCAUGUCUAUUGUGGCGAAUGUACAACACACCGUCAACUCAAAGGGCGAAAGACGAAGAGCAGAUCUACCGAUAACCUUCCACCAGCAUUCAAAACCUGUGUUGCUGAAGGAUGCGACAAAAAGGUGCACCACAAGACUUCUAUGAUUCAAGUUUACCUAUGAAAGACCGUGUCUGAAUGCGCUGGUUCUUUCAACGAGCUUACACUUACAAUUGAGCGUUUCAAUUUCGUUAGCUCUCACCAGCAUACUCCUAUCAUAGGGUCACUUUUUCUUGUUUCUUGUUGUCGCUUUGCAUAACCCUGGGACUCGGGCUCAAGAUCUGGUUUGGGAGUUUGUUGGCAGGGGGCGGCAAUGGUCAUGGUAUAGGACCUUCGGCGGUAUUACGAUUUCGACUGUAUGUAGGCUAGUGCUGUAUAAUGGUACUUCUCUGGAAUAUUUAGAAUCUAACUGCAAUUUCGAAUUCUUUGCCCAGGGCUCA